This is a messenger RNA of Vitrella brassicaformis, 916 nucleotides long. The record is from the annotation of a GenBank genome assembly. Lineage: Eukaryota; Vitrellaceae.
CCCGUGCCGUCCUCCUGCCACACAUCAAGGCUCUCCACGCCGCCCGCCGAGCACGAGACACCCCCACGCCACCCCAACCAGCAGCACCGUCCGGCCAUGACCACCACCGAGAGCCCCCACCACCUCCCCCACCUCGACGGCACCAGUGCAGCAUCCCCGUCAUGAACGGCACCAACAUGCCCGCCCACCAGGUGCCGUACUACCCGACCUUCGCCAAGGUUGUGCGGGUGUCAAAGCCAGUCAGUCGUGGCUGGUGGCACAACCCAUUCACCGGCGAGGCCGAGUGGUGGUGGCGAAGCACGGGUGCGUGGGAGGUGCGGUCAGCAUCGCAGGAUGUGGGCAUGAAGGCCUGGGCGCUGCUGUCGGCCGCAGUGGGCCGCGGACCACCCGCACCACCGCCCUCACAAUGACAAUGACAAGGACAACAACCACAAAGACAGAGGGGCAGGAGGGCAAGAGAAGCUACCUUAGAUAGGUCGAAAUAAAGAUGGAUGGGUCGCCUCAUCCAAGCUUGCUGGUGGUAUUUUUCUCAUUGCUCGCUUAGCUUGCUCUCUGCCUCCUUCUUUCUUUCAUGUGCAUCCUCAUUUUUUCUCAUUAUGCGCGUGUGUGUGUCUGUGUGUGUGUGUGUGUGUAUUUUUAACGCAUCCAUCCAUCCAUCCACUCAUGUGCAUGAUGGCGGCCGCUACGUGCACCGCACCGCAUCUGUGUGAGAGAGUGAGAGCGAGUACCUCUUCCUGAGUUUGUCUCUUCCUCCCUCUACUUAAGGCCUUCCUCUACUCCACUUCCUACCUCUCCUCCCUCUACCCUCACCGUCACACAGGGUCGAUGCCUGUUAGUCCAUGGUACGCGACGAACUGAGGCAGGAAGAGCACAUACAUCCUUCACGUGUGGUGGCAUGUGUGUGUGUGUGUGUGCA